Messenger RNA from Oppiella nova, 1277 nucleotides. The record is from the annotation of a GenBank genome assembly. NCBI's taxonomy places the organism in Eukaryota, Metazoa, Arthropoda, Arachnida, Sarcoptiformes, Oppiidae.
AUGGCAUCGUUUGGCACUCAACGCAGCCAUCAGUCCAUGAUGAGUCCAAACGAGUCCAGUGUUGUAUGGAUUGAGCGCAUCAUAAGCAUUUUGUCUGAGAAUAAGCUGAAGCCGUGGUUCGACGUCGGGAUCAAAGCUGAAUACCAGCGCCGAUACGGACAGCCAUUGCCCGACGACUGGAUCCGAGUGCUCGAAGAGUGCGGACGGGAUGUCAUUGAAGUCAAUGUUCAAAACUACUCAAAUGUCUCGAAGACAUUCAUCGCACUGCCCAUCAAAUCUGUCCGAAAGUCUACCGGCGCUUCGACUCCCAGUGCGCCGACAGCCGCCGCCAAACCAAUGGACACCUCAUCGCCACCACCGGUGCCGACAGCGCCGGUCACUCCGCCAAAAGUCCAACAGAUUGUGCCAAAAGCUAUGCCAUCGGACGCACCGACCGUUGCCAUACCGGCGCCAAAGACACCGACCAAUGGCUCCACAAAUGGCGGACCGAAGGGUCGGGUGAUAGACGCGGCCGGGGAUGAGAGGGCUGUCGAUGCGUUCGCCGGCAAUGACAACGUGUUGGCCGGGAGUCGACCCAUACCGGCGCCAGUGUUGCCGUCAGUGAACCCGACGCCCACUCGCAAUGAGGACUUUUACGAUGUGGUGGUCCUACUGGUGGCUACUCCUAAGAACUUCAUAGUCGUUCCCUUCGACAACGUGUCCAUCGGAUCCGCUUUCGCUGAACUCAAGCAACGGAUGCAUGACUUCUACGAAAGAGACGACAAUAGGAUUGACUUGACAGCAGAUGUGGUCUCUGAGGGCCUGUAUGUCGCGGGAAAAGCACGUGAGUGUUGGUAUCGGAUGGAAGUGAAGAAUGUCAUCAGUCGUGAGCCCUUCCAAGUCGUCACAUAUCUGUGUGAUUACGGCGAACACCUGACCCUCGAUGUCAAAGACAUUCAACCGCUUUAUAAUACGUUUCGCGAUCUCCCGGCGCAAGCGAUCAGAGCCUCACUCGCGGGUGUCGAGCCGUUGGGCGCCGACUGGGAUGUCAUGACUUCGGUUGAGUUUCGAAAACUGGUUGAAAGUCGUCCUUUCGUUGCGACAGUUUAUGCCAUUAAUUCAGUCGACGAGCAGCCGGUGCUCUCACUCUCGUUGUGCGACACGAGUGGCGCCGAAGACGUCUACAUAUCCGCUGAGCUCGUGAAGAAGGGUUUGGCCAAAGCUGUGGUCAGUGUUUAGCGACCGGUGACUGACAAACAGAUCCCAAAAGUUUUGCAAUAUUUAAGUGUUUUGUCCGA